Messenger RNA from Cucurbitaria berberidis CBS 394.84, 4773 nucleotides. RefSeq lists its product as uncharacterized. Bases 1 to 4773 code for a protein of 1590 amino acids. Lineage: Eukaryota; Fungi; Ascomycota; Dothideomycetes; Pleosporales; Cucurbitariaceae. The record is from RefSeq and is a predicted model, not a curated record. Gene Ontology annotation, molecular function: ubiquitin binding; protein-macromolecule adaptor activity; identical protein binding. Gene Ontology annotation, biological process: transmembrane transport. Gene Ontology annotation, cellular component: membrane. The transcript is spliced from 7 exons.
AUGAUGAAAACCCCUCCUAACCAAAGCUCAUUCGGCGAGUCGAUCCAAGAGGUGCAAGGCGAUGAACAAGCUGCCAGUGUUACUGGAGAACGAGAUCUCGUCGAGGAGGAGUGGGAAAAUAAAAUCAGACUAAAGGUUGAUUUGCGCCUGUGCAGUAUCGCUGGCAUUCUGUGCAGUCUAAAUUUGCUCGAUAGUGGGGUCAUCUCUUCCGCUUCAGUUACCUCGAUGCUCAGCGAUCUGGAACUCAACGUUGGCAAUAGAUAUUCAGUCUCCAUCUUCAUCUUCACCAUCGCCUCUAUUGCCUUCCAGUUACCGUCUACAAUCGCGGUUAGGAUCUUUGGACCGAGAAUCUGGUUUGCGUUCAUUACAUUCUGUUUCGGCAUUAUUACACUAAGUACUGCUUUUGUGCAGACAUGGCGGCAGAUGAUUGCUCUAAGAAUCCUACUCGGUAUUACUAUGUCGGGCGUGUACCCAGGGCUGACCUAUUUGGUUUCUACUUGGUACACGCGCAAAGAGCAACAGCUUCGCUUUGCACUCUUACAGAGCGGAGAGGUCAUUGUGCUGGCUACGGGAAGCAUUGUCAACUUUGGCCUCAACCAACUUGAUGGAAAAUACCUCAAAGGCUGGCAGUGGAUGUUCGUAGUCCAAGGGUCCAUUACAGCAUUUGUCGGCAUAGUCACAUACUGGUGGAUGGUAGACUUUCCAGAGAACAGCCACACAUCAUGGAACUUCCUCACACCCCACGAAAGCGCCCUCGCCUCUUCGCGCAUCGAGAAGGACCGCGGCGACGUACAGCCCGAUCCUUUCACCUGGACUAAAGUUUUCAUCCACGCCAAAGACACCAAAGUCUAUGGUUUCUGUGGUCUCUACUUCCUGCAGAACCUCGUCUCAACAUCCCUCUCCUACUUCCUGCCCAUAAUCCUUCGGUCCGGCAUGGGCUUCAGCUCCAACAAGAGUAUACUUCUCUCCGCACCACCAUACUACUACGCUGUUUUGCCCGCCAUCCUCUCCUCCCUCAUCGGCGACAAGUUCCAACUUCGGGGACCCAUCAUAGUGUUCAACAGCAUAUGUCUGAUUGUGGGCUUCUGCAUGCUUGGAUUUUGUGACCAAGUCACUGUGAGAUAUGUUGGCACAUAUCUGGCUACGGGAGCCUAUGUGGCAAACUGGGCGGCUAUGGCGACGUAUCAGGCGAAUAACAUUGUUGGGCAGUGGAAGAGAGUUUUCACAGCAGCGGCAAUCACCGCGUUCAAUGGAGCGGGAGGCAUUGCGGGGAGUUUUAUCGUGAGACAGCCAGAGUCUCCCAGAUAUAUGACGGCCAUCUGGGGCAUAUACCGCGCCAUCUACGACUAUGAGCCCCAGAGCAGCAAUGAGAUUGCCCUGAAUGAGGGUGACAUCUUGAUGGUGCUAGAGAAGUCAACGGACGACGACUGGUGGAAGGCGAAGAAGAAGGGCCAUGACGAGGACGAGGAGGAACCCGAAGGCCUAAUUCCUAAUAAUUACAUCCAAGAGGCCGGGCCCAUCUCGCAAGCCAAAGCCCUCUACGACUACGCCCGCCAGACCGACGAAGAGCUCUCCUUCAAGGAGGAUGCCAUUCUAGACGUCUAUGACACCACAGACCCAGACUGGACAUUGGUAGGGGUGGAGAGUGACUACGGCUUCGCUCCAGCAAACUACAUUGAGCUCAUCAAGGGUGGGCCAAGUGCAGCAGCCCCGGCAGCAGCAUCGCCCGCUCUACCUACCCGCCCGUCCAUGCCGCCAGCUCCCGAUUCUGAUGACGAACAGCAACCUCCAACCCCAGAAAGCCCUCCCCAUCAGAGCCCUGCUGCCGCGCUUGCUGGUAUCAUCCAGAAGAAAUCCGAGCAAACUGCUGCUCCGCGAUCCACUAUUUCCCCCCCGCCCAAUGUGAGCGCGCCUGCUCGACGACGCGUACAAUUCACACCCGACGAGUCUGAUGAGGAAACGCCAGCUCCUCGUCUCCCACAGCGACCACCGUCCGACUCCUUCUCACCUCCUCCUACUCAAUAUGCCCACGCGCGGUCCCCAUCACCACGGGUCAGAUCGCCUCCAGCUCCAAGUGUUGCAUUCGAUCACUAUGAUCACGAUAUACCUGAUACGCCUGUUUCGGGUGGAGGGUAUCAUUUAUACAACAUCUACGAGUACCUAACACAGCCUGGCAAGAAUAAGAAGAUGCCCAUGACUCUAGGCAUCAACAUCCCGAAAGGCAUGAUUAUGAUCGCACCGGAAAAGUCACGAGACGGGCCUCAGCAAGAAUGGAGUGCUGAUAAGAUGGAAUACUACUCACAGGAAGGCAAACAUAUCUUCAUGGAGCUAAAGCAGCCAAGCAAGAGCGUGGAUUUCCACUGCGGAGCGAAAGAUACCGCGACAGAGAUCAUGUCGGCCCUGGGUGAGCUUGCAGGAGCUGCCAAGGGAGUAGGGUUACGCGAGGUGCUUGCUGCUGGCUCUAGACACUCGAAUGUGCAGAAGAAGGGCGUCAUGCAGUUUGAUUUCAUGGCCCAGGGCGACGACGAGGUCACUGUUGGACUCGGUGAUGAAAUCUUGGUUCUCGACGAUUCAGCGAGUGACGAGUGGUGGAAAGUCAGGCGACUCAAAAAUGGCAAAGAGGGUGUCGUACCAGCUAACUACGUUGAGAUAACAGAAACCGUCCCCAUCUCUACUCCUGCGUCCACUGUCGCUCGAUCAGGGACGAAUGCCGGUCGGUCCAUAGUCGAUCAGAACAGAAGGGAAGAAGAAGAGCUUGCUCGUCAGGCCUCACGACGGAAGAGGCCGGAAAGUGAGGCGAGAAAUGAUCAGAGAUCUUCGAACAAGCGCGAAAGCUCCACCAAGGACUCGAGUUCAAAGUCCUCGUCCAAGCCGAAUUCUGCAAAAAUACGCACCUGGACCGAUCGGUCUGGUUCUUUCAAGGUGGAAGCAGAAUUCAUUCUCAUCAAAGAUGGCAAGAUCCACUUGCACAAAGUCAAUGGCGUCAAGAUUGCUGUACCUGUUCCCAAGAUGUCUGUCGAAGAUCUUGAAUAUGUGGAGCGUGUGACAGGCGAGUCCCUGGAUGACGACAAACCACUUUCCGAUCUGAAGAGAAGGAGCACUCAGCGCGCUAAAGAGGCGGGUCCCCGAUCGCCUUCGGGAAUCACUGUCGAAAAGAAGCCGGAUUACGACUGGUUCGACUUUUUCCUAAAGUGUGGUGUCAACCCUCAGAUCUGCGAGCGGUAUGCGCAGGCCUUCCACAAGGACCAAAUGGGCGAAGAGAAUAUGCAAGAUAUCACACCUGCGCUUCUACGUACGUUGGGUCUCAAAGAAGGAGAUAUCCUUCGGGUGAGGAAACAUUUGGACAGCAAGUAUGGGCGAAGUGCGGAUCGCGAAAAACGAAAUGUCAGCUUUGCUGAAGAGGGCGAAGAGGGAAGUUCUGGCGGUCUAUUUUCCGGACCUGGUGGCGCGUUGAGGAAUAACACUCGCAAGGGACGCCCGGCUCCUCCUGUUCAGACGAGCGAUGUCGUAGAUGCAAAGGCAUUCGAACAAAAGACUGACGAUACAGUCAAGAAGCCUGUAGACGCUACCCCGACCCCAUUGGCGUCCGCUCCGGUGCCAGGGAAGAAAGUGGAAGGGUUCGAAGACAACGCUUGGGAUGUGAAGCCGUCGAGGUCUGCCUCCGCGUCUGCACCGCCGCCAGCAUCGUCUCCGCCUCCAGCACAGGCAGUUGCCCCUACAGCUCCUGGUCCUGCAGCAAGACCUCCUGCGCUGACUGGCUCCAUGAGUGAAUUAUCCCUCUUGGACAUGCCUGCACUUAAGCCUGACGAAAUUGCUCAAGUAGCAGCCCCGGAGCCGGUACCGCAACCAGCUCAAGCUCCUGCCCAGCCUGCGCCUCCCCUGAUUCAGCAACCGACAGGUGCAACGCCCACCCUGUUCGAGCAGGUUGCUGCCAUCAAAGCUUUGACGCAGCCUCAGAACAUGGCUCCACCACGAAUGCGACCACAACCUCCUCAGCAACAGACUGCCGGUGGUCUUAUCGCUCCACCGCCACCGCGAGCCUCCUCAGCUCCUCAGAAUCCUCAACUGAGUGCCUUUGGUCCACCUCCGCCACUACAACCCCAACUGACCGGCUACAACCCGAACAUGGUAGCUCAAGUUGCUUCUCCGGGACAGAGUAUGCAGGACUUGCAGAACAUGCAAAACAUGCAGCGUAUGCAACAGCAAAUGACGGGCUUUCCCCAGCCAUCUGGCGGAUUCGGUUUCCAGAAUGGUAUUGUGCCUCAACCAACGGGCUACAACACAGUGUCACCUCCACCACAGCAGCCUAUGCAAACGGGAUUCGCGCCUUACCAACAACCACAGCCCACUGGCUUCCAGCAGCCCAUGCAGACAGGCUUUCAACCACAAGGGUUUCAGCAAGGCUUCCAACAAAACGGUAGUCCGUUCGCAGAUCCUCCGCGAGCACCGUUUCAGCCUUUGCAAGCUCAACCAACGGGCUAUAGCGCCUUCCAGCCAUCGCCGCUCAACCCGCAGGCGACAGGCGUCAACCGUUUCCUCCCUCCAGCUAUCCAGCCACAGCCGACUGGCUUCAUGUCAACGCAGAGUCCUCCACCCAUUCCGCCGAUGCCGCCGAUGCCAUCGAUGCCUCAAAUGCAGCCGUUGGUGCCACAGAAAACAGGUCCUGCACCCAAGAUUGCUUUUGGCGUACAAGCAGCGAAGAAGUUGACACCGCAGCCGACGGGGAGGGCAAACCUUGCCAAUGCUACCCCUCAGAACCCUUUCGGCUUCUAA